This is a messenger RNA of Haemorhous mexicanus (house finch), 8017 nucleotides long. RefSeq names its product nectin cell adhesion molecule 1 (gene NECTIN1). Gene Ontology annotation, cellular component: adherens junction. The transcript has 6 exons. The coding region runs from base 485 to 2032 and encodes 515 amino acids. The record is from RefSeq and is a predicted model, not a curated record. Gene Ontology annotation, biological process: homophilic cell-cell adhesion; protein localization to cell junction; heterophilic cell-cell adhesion. NCBI's taxonomy places the organism in Eukaryota, Metazoa, Chordata, Aves, Passeriformes, Fringillidae.
GGCGGGCAGCGGGCGGGGGCUGCCGAGCCCCGCCGCCGGAGCCACGGCACCGCCGCAGCCCGCGGAGGGCUCUGCCUCGCUGCUCUUUAUUUGUUUUGCCUCCCCUCUUUCUUUUUUGUCUGGGGUUUCUUUUGGGUGAUUUUUUUUUUUCCCUCAAAGAAAAUUAUUUUUUUUAAAUCGCGUUUUCCACCCCCCCCUUCUCCUCGUCACUCGCCCGGGCUCUGCGGAAGGAAGAGCCCGCGCUGCCCCGCGGCCGGAGCGCCCCGCGCCCGCCCAGAGGGGCCCCGCGGAUGUGCGGAGCUCCCCCCGGAGCCCUCCCGCCCUCCCGCCGCCUCUUUGUCCUCACCCACCUACAAUCUUAUUUUUUUUUUUUUUGAAUUUUUUUUUUUUCCAAGCAGACCUGAGCAUCACCGGGGGCUGGGAGGGUGGGGGGCCCCGCGGCGCUGCCAGACCGACCCCUGCCCAUCGCUCUUAAGGAACUCUCAUGGCUUCACGGCUGCAGACAAGUUGCCGUGCAUCGUGCUGGACUAUCGGAGUUUGCAUCCUGGCAGCCGCGCUCCUACCAGGGCUGCAAGCUCAGACUGUCUUGGUCAAUGACUCCGUCUCGGGGUUCAUCGGCACGGACGUGGUGCUGCACUGCAGCUUCACCAACCCGCUGCCCAUCGUGAAGAUCACCCAGGUGACGUGGCAGAAGGCCACCAACGGCACCAAGCAGAAUGUGGCCAUCUACAACCCCGCCAUGGGCGUGUCCAUCCUGUCCCCCUACAAGGAGAGGGUGACUUUCCGGAACCCUUCCUUCAAGGAUGGCACCAUCCAGCUGUCCCGGCUGGAGCUGGACGAUGAGGGGGUUUACAUCUGUGAGUUUGCCACCUUCCCAACCGGCAACCGGGAAGGGCAGCUGAACCUCACCGUGCUGGCCAAGCCCACGAACUGGAUGGAGGGCACCAAGAAGCCGCUAAUUGCCAAGUCUGGCAGGACAGAAAAGAUCUUGGUAGCCACCUGCACCUCCUCCAACGGGAAACCCCCCAGCACCGUCACCUGGGACACGAAGCUGAAGGGGGAGGCCGAGUUCCAGGAGAUCCGGAACAGCAACGGCACCAUCACGGUGAUCAGCCGGUACCGGCUGGUGCCGAGCCGCGAGGCGCACCGCCAGCAGCUCAUGUGCGUGGUCAACUACCAGCUGGAGAGGUUCACCGACAGCAUCACCCUCAACGUGCAGUAUGAGCCAGAAGUCACCAUCGAGGGCUUUGAUGGCAACUGGUUCCUGAACCGCAAGGACGUGAAGCUGAUCUGCAAAUCUGAUGCCAACCCCCCAGCUCACACCUACGAGUGGAAGCUGCCAAACGGGACCCUGCCAGGGAGUGUGGAAAUCCAGAACAACACCAUCUACUUCAAAGGGCCAGUGUCCUACAGCGUGGCUGGCACCUACGUCUGCGAGGCCACCAACGCCAUCGGGACACGCUCGGGCCUGGUGGAGGUCAAUGUCACAGAAUUUCCCUACACCCCGUCUCCAAUCGAUGAUCACAAAUCCAUGGUGCAGCCGAACAUCCCCACACCGGUGAUUGGGGGCAUAGUGGGAGGCGUCUCGCUGGUCCUGCUGGUGGCCGUGGUGCUCUUUGUGGUACUCCGGCGCCGGCGUCACACCUUCAAGGGUGACUACAGCACAAAGAAGCACGUGUACGGCAACGGCUACAGCAAGGCUGGCAUCCCACAGCACCACCCCCCCAUGGCCCAGAACCUCCAGUACCCCGACGACUCGGACGACGAGAAGAAGCCGGGCCCCUUGGGCGGCAGCACCUACGAGGAUGAGGAUGAGGAUGCAGGAGCAGAGCGCAAGCUGGGCGGCCCCAAAGCCUACGAGGAGGAUGCCAAGAGGCCUUACUUCACCGUGGACGAGGGCGAGGCCCACCCCGAACCUUACGACGAGAGGACACUCGGCUUCCAGUACGACCCCGAGCAGCUCGACCUGGCCGAGAACAUGGUGUCGCAGAACGACGGCUCUUUUAUUUCCAAAAAGGAGUGGUACGUGUAGCUCCACGCCCCUCUGCUACACUCACACACGCUCACACACACCCCCUCCCUCCCCUGCAUCCCUCCGAGCACACCCACGCACGCCCCGGCCCCGCACAGACUUUUUGGAUGCUGGGGGCCAGCGGGGAGGGAGGGCCCCUGGCUUUGCUUAGGGAUCAUUUUUUGGGGAGGGGGUGGGGCUCUCGUGCGGGAGGGAGGGCGGGAGGUCGGGUAAUUAUUUUCUCUCGGUUUUGGUUUGGCUUUUUAAUUUCUCUCUUCGACGACUUUCGUCCCCUUCUGUGGUGUUUGUAUUGGUCGGUGGCUUAGGUGUUACUCUUUGCUUUAACGACUGUUGCCCAGCCUGUAUAUUACACUCUGUUUGUGUCUUCAUGUCUCAGAGUGCCCUUCCCUCCCCGAGGCUUCCUCCUCCCACUCCCACCCCCCUGAAACACUGGAAAUUUGUUUGUAUGUUGUCUUCUUUGUUUGUUUUUUAACCUUGGGAGGGGGGCAGGUGGGUUGUCCGUAGGACAGAGGCCAGGAGAGUUUUAUGGCAAUGGAAACAUAGGUGCCAUUAUCAGGUGAAUGGAUUUUGGGUUUUUUUUCCCCUAAUCACUUUUUUUUUUGUUUUUUUUGUUUGGUGGGGUCUGGGUGACAUUCCCAUUGCCUGCUGCACGCCUGGAGAGAACCACACUCAGUUUUUAAUGACUCAAUAAAAGGAAAAUGAGGAGAAAAGGGGGAAAAAAACCACCCUAGACCAAACCCCAGGUGUAGGGGCUGAUAGCAGAGCAGGGAAACAAAACUGCCAUUUUCCUCCUCCAAUUUAUUAUCACCUGGCUUUUCAUUUUUCUGUCUUUGUUUGAGUGUUCUUUUAAACGAAAGAAAAGGAGUAUUUAUUGCUGACACUUUCCCCCCUGUGAUGGCUCAGAGAAAGGCUGGCUCUUUUUGUUCUUGUUGCUGUUGUUGUCACUGGUACCAGCCACAGAGCAGUUCACUGGGGCACCACUGGGCCGGGCACAUCCACUGGGGAAGGGACCAACUGAGGACACUUUGCUUCCACACAUUCACUGCCUUCAGCCACGCUCUGCACACCCAGGCAGGGCAGGACCAGCCCCUGAGGUUUAUUUUAUUAUACCACUAAGACUUAAUUGUCAUGUGUUUACACUUUAUUUUUUAUUUUGGUCAGAGCACGGGGGUGCUCUUCUCUCUCUCCCUCUCUCCUAGCAACAGCCCCAGCCCGUGGCUGCACCACGUAGGUGGCAUCGAUUGCCACUUUUCCAAUAUCACAUCCCUCUCCUGAGCACAGGCUUGGCAGACAGGGUAGGAGGGAUUGAGCCUGGGGUAUUGAUCUUUCCCUCCUUGCCUUGAGCCACGGCGUUGUGCUGGGGAGGUUUGGAUUGCUGCUAUCUCUGCUCUGUGAAUAAAUGGGAUUCCAGACUUCAGGGCCCUCUGUCUCACACCGACCAUCUCCAAAUUAGAUUCACUGGGUUGGGGCUUAUUUUUCUUCUUGUGGGUUAUAUUUUUUUUUUUUUUUAAUUCGAUGUAUAAAUAAAUCUUUUGUUUGAAAAGAAAUCCCCAGUUUUCUGAGCUGUAUUAUCAUGCACAUCUAAAAAUAGCAGGACUAAUUCUCCUCCUGCCUUACCCGCUGGGUUUUGUUCCACAGUGGUUAUCCUGCUGCAGAAAGGGAGGAGGCUGGAGAGGCAGACCCACACAGAUGAGUCAAGGUCAGAUCUCUGAUCCAGGCAGCCUCCAAAGCUUUCCUUUCCUGAGAGGUGCUCGGUGCAGACCUCAGCCUGAGCCAUCCUCAGCGUGCUCUGAUUGCAUUAGUGGAGUAGGGCAGUGGGCAAUCCAAUUGUAGGGCUGUAAUCUCUCUGCUGUUCCUGCCAGCCCCUCAGGCUUCCUGGCUUCUGGCACCACUGCCACAUGCCACAGGAAGGCUGCUCUGUGUCCUCCCAGGGCCAGGACAGGCAGAGAGUCCCUCGACAGCCACAUGCCACAGGAAGGCUGCUCUGUGUCCUCCCAGGGCCAGGACAGGCAGAGAGUCCCUCGACAGCCACAUGCCACAGGAAGGCUGCUCUGUGUCCUUCCAGGUCCAGGGCAGGCAGAGAGUCCCUUGACAGCCACAUGCCACAGGAAGGCUGCUCUGUGUCCUCCCAGAGCCAGGACAGGCAGAGAGUCCCUCGACAGCCACAUGCCACAGGAAGGCUGCUCUGUGUCCUCCCAGGGCCAGGACAGGCAGAGAGUCCCUUGACAGCCACAUGCCACAGGAAGGCUGCUCUGUGUCCUCUCAGAGCCAGGGCAGGCAGAGAUUCCCUUGGGAUCCCUCAGGCUGAACCACCCCAGGUCCAUCCACUGCCACCAGGAGCACCCUGCUAGCAGGAAAGCCCCCAAUAAAGGGACUAAAACCUCUUAACAUCUCUCCAGAGCUCUGAUUAGUGAUGAUUAGGGGUGGGAAUGACUUCCCUCCAGUGCCUUGGGAGAGCAGCACACACAGGGCUUUGAUUGCCCCAGAGGGAGAGCCUGUAAUCUGGCUCAGUGUGUGGUGCAGGGAGAAUUCCCAACAAAGUCCCUCUCUGGAGUGAAUAAUCCUUUAGAUCUGAGCCCCAGAGCCAGGCUGGGAGCAGGAUGGUGGCAGUGCAACACCAAGCUCUGGGCAGGCAUCAGCAGGCACCUGUGAGAUCAGUGGCACAGACCCUGCCCUGCAGAUUUCCCCCAGCCCGGGCACACCCUCCGAGGGGGUGGUUUUGCAAGAAAACAAUCUUUUAUAAAACCUGCAGGGUCCUGCAGUGAUUCUUCACGUUGAGGCCACUGCUCAGGUCUGGGCAAUUCCCACUAGGCUGACCCCACAGCUCUGUGUCCUAAAGAACAAAGGUGCCAAGGCUGGCACAAGGGCUUGGGAGAGGUCAGGGCUGCUCCCAAAUUCAGGGUGGCCAAAGGAACCCUAAGAAAUCUGCUUUGGGAGUUGUUUGCUUGCCUUUGAAGGUGUCAUUUUUGGAGCUGCAGCCUCCUUGGAUAAUUUAUUGCCCUUUCACACACUGUCCACUGAGUGAGGGCUCACAACCCCAGUGGGAGCCAGGGAAAGGAAAGCAGAGAGUGGAGCAAAGUGGGAUUUCCAAGCUGGAGCCUGUACACCAUUCCCUUCCUGCUGCAGCACUUUUUUCUGCCCUUUUUGCACCAGCCCAAAUUUAGGACUUAGCUCAGCCACUUACCUGCUCAGAGUGGUUGAGAAAAGGGGUCAGAUGAUCAUUUUUCAUCCAGAACCUGGAGUGGAAGAUCCUUAAACAGCGUUGCCUGGCACAGCAGCGAGGCACCCUGCGAGUUCAAGGCUCAGUGCUGCAUUUCUCUCAUCCUUGAGCUCUUCAGCAUUGCUCCCCUGGUGCAAUUAUCACCUCAGCCAUGGAGAAAUGCCACCUCUGUGCUGUCAUUUGCUUCUUGCUGUCCCUUGCAAGGUCAGCUAGAUGGCCAAGAGACUCUUGGGGUGGUAAUUAGCCAAGUGAUUAGCCAUUAAUCCAUAGCAAGGUGGAAGAGAAAAGAAGUGUGGGGGAAGAAAAUCAGAUUGAUGCUUCAUCUGAGAGCUGUUUUUGGUCCAGUAAUAGCAUCACUGCCUUCUCUGGGUUAAAUUGCUCUGAGGGGACCCUUGAAGGGAAUUAGAUGAGUUUUUCCAGCAUCACCAAGCAGAAAGUGAGCCCUGUUCCCACCUGAGUGCAGGGGUGAGCUCAGGACAGAGGCCAAAGUGAAGAACCACGUGCAUCCUGCAGGGAGGGAAUGAGCUGGGGCUGUGCAGGGCUCAGCAGCAGGGCCAGCCUGGGCUGGUCUUUGCUCUGCUGAUGGUGUCACCUGUCCCUUUGUGCCCCCAUUUCCCUCAGAGGGCAGAUUCUGUCAGGCUGGGGUGCCACACGUGAGCUGGGCCACCUCUCUGGGACCCUCAAGUGAAAAAUCCCCUGCUUGUCCCACCCCCCUUUCACCAGAGGUGCUGAGGAGGUGGAAAUGCCCUGUGGGACUGGGCAAAGGAUGAGUGGGAGCUUCCAGCUGGGAGAGGGAGGCUGUCCUCUCCAGCUCGGUGCUGGGGAGCUGCUGCUCUGCAGGACACGGCCCAUCUCACACCAGUCCCAAACUGGUGAGGCCCCCAGGGCUGGGUUUCUGCCAGGGGAACACUCUCACCCUGCUGGGGCUCAGUGCCUCAUCACCUGCCCUGGCAGGGAUCCCUAGCCAGGAGCAGAGACAUCAGCCUGGUGCUUUUCCCUCUUCCCAGCCUCAUCCUGGCUAACAAAGGUACCUCAGGGGGGUGGGGAGGCUGAGCAGGCAGGGAGAGAGCUCAGUGACCCAAAAUUCAGGUGAAUUUGGGCCAAUCCCCCAUUUCCUUCCCAGUGUGAGUUCAGGGAGCUGUGCAAGCAAACAGAGCUGUGUCACAGCCCACAUGAGCCCGUGCUUUAGGUACAAAGACACCCCAGCUGUUUCCCUGCUGGGGCUUUUCUCCAGAAUUAUUCAUUGCAAUUCACCCUAGUGAUGUUAUUUUCCCUUAUUUAAUUACCAGGUUUGUUGGGUUUUUUUUUCCCCUGUUAAAUUAUUCUCAUUCAAGCAGGGAAAAAAAAAAAAAAAAACAACCAACCUGAAGAUUUCCUCAUGAAAUAAAUCAACAAACUGAGAUGGUUGCACCAAAUUGACUGCAAAGACAUGAGGGACAAAGGGAGCCAUUUUCCUGAUGUUGAGUCAAAAAGAAACACAGCAACAGUUCAGCAAAACUCAGGGAGGGUUAGGGAGAGAGAGACUCCCCAGAUUGAUCUGGAGGUGAUCAGAGAAGGGAGCGUGAUUGGAACGGGGCUGCUGCUCUGCUUGGCUCUUUCCCUUGGCUGUGCACAAGCUCACACACGCACACUCACAGAUUUUGGGGUUUGGGGAGCAGAUUAGAUGGAGGGGAAAGCCCCACUGCCCCUGUGGGGCUCAGCUGUGUCACUCCUGCAGGCUCUGAGCCUCCCAGUGAGGACCUGGGGUUAGUCCCAGCUUGCCAGCAGGUUAAAACCCAGAAAGAAAUUUAAAAGAAACUUUCAAGUUUCCCUGCAGCUCUGCUGUUGCAGCACUGCAGUUUGGGCUCUGUGCAGGCUGUGGGGACAGGGGACACUGCCAGCACGGGGUGGCUGCUGCCUGUUCUUCACUGGUGAGCUGUGGGGCAGCCCCUCACCCUGCCACCCCCUUCACCCCAGGGAAACCUGCUGCCACUUUGGGCUUUUCCCUGGGGUGAGCAGGGGAAUCCCUGGAGGGUGGGAAGGUCCUGGGUCCUUCCCAUCCACCCCAAACUCCCCCGGAGUGGGGCCAAGGGCAGAGCAGGGGGGCUCAGCCCAUCAGCCAGGGGAGGAAAGCCAAGCCUAAAGCUGAGCUUGGCUUUGGGUCUGGGGGGUUCCCUGGGUGAAUGUAAGGAGCACACGGGGUCAGGUCCUCUGCUCUUGGUGGAGGGACUCUCCUUGAGGGUCUGCAUUUUCCUUUCUUUGGCCUUUCUCUUUUUUUAAAACAUGAUUCCUCAGCUCCAGUGAUUUUAUCUCUCUUUUUCUUCGUCCUCUGGCUGUAAUGAUCAUUGUGGAAUUCAAACUGCAGACAGACAAACAAACAACCCCAACCCCACUUGUUUUUUCUUUGAUUUUUUUUUCUUUUUUUUAUUUUGUAAUCUGUGUUGUAAGUGCUUUUGUAAAAAAUAAAAAAUAAAAAUAAUAAUAAUAAUAAUGUAAUGGACUUUCAUGAUUUCGGUUUGGGGUUUUUUUCUGGGUUUUUUUAUUUUCUUUUUUUUGAGGAUUUUUUUGGUUUUGUUUUUUUGUUUUGUUUCAUUUUGUUUUCCAUCCUUUGUAAUUUGUUCAUUUUGAGUCCUGGGUUGGGGAGGGGGGGAUAUUUUCAUGAUUAUAAUUUGUGUGGGUGGGGUGUUGCAUCACCCUUCCUUUUACUUGUAUAAAAAAACCAAUAGUGGCUGAGCUGUGGAAAAAAAAAAUGUACUUUUUUAUAAAUAAAGAAUUUUAAAAAAAGA